CACGGUUCCGAACGUACGUGUUAUGAAACUGUAUUAAUUUUUUUAUCGAUUUUCAAAGCUAAAUAAUACCAUCAAAAUAGAACCUCCUUGGACAAACUUGAAUAUGCCGCCAAAAAAAGAUGGCGUCGAAACAAAAGAAGGGCAGAAAAAGGCGCGAAAGAAACGAAAAGUGAUAAAGAAAAAAGACGAAUGCCCAAGUAGACUACGUAAAACGGAUCGCGUUGUUUUGAACAGUCAAGCGAGGGACAUAAUAGCCAAAGUAUACGAUUUUAUGAAAAAGGAGGCGAUGGAUGAGUACGCGGAAAAGUUGACCAAUGCUCGAUGGCGAACUGCCACCGCUGCGGGGGUGUCAGAAAAAACUGUUUCGAGAAUAUUGAGGGACAGAAAUAUCAAAAAAGCUGGUUCGGCAGCAGGCAGCAUAGCAGCUGUGGCAGGUGGAAAACUAAAUGCUGUUGCUGAUGUCGGUGCAGCUUUCGGCGAUGUAUUAUCUGGAAACUUUACUGGGGCCGGUCAUAAUGUAGCCGGCGCUCUGGGAAGUGUUGUCGCGGGCGAUACCGCUGGGUUGGCUAUUGCUGCUAGUGGAAUUGCUAACGCAACUGGACAAAUCGUGGGAGCUAAACUACAUACCGCUAAUCAACUUGCUUCUACCGUUGGAAAAGCAGCCGGGCAAGUUGUUGCUGGAAAAGUUGGACUCGUUAAAAACAUCGGCGCUGGCGUAGGAGAAUUGGCUUCAGGCAAUGUCUCUGGAGCGUUGGACAGUUUGGGAAACGCAGCCGGGUCAAUGAUUGCUGGAGACACAGCUGCCAUAAAUACAUUAGCGAGCGGUAGUCUCGGAGCGUUCUUUGACCGAUAACUUACUACAGUAAGUUUUGACCACAGAUGUCGCUGCUGACACGUAACUGCAGAACAACUUGUAUGAAAAUAAAACGAAAAAUAUUUUCUAGUUUUAUGUUUUACUUUCAGUUUUCAUUUUGUAAAUAAACGUUAUUUUCCUAAUUUUAUUAUUUUA
Pectinophora gossypiella (pink bollworm) is the source of this 1009-nucleotide messenger RNA. RefSeq lists its product as uncharacterized. Bases 104 to 853 code for a protein of 249 amino acids. NCBI's taxonomy places the organism in Eukaryota, Metazoa, Arthropoda, Insecta, Lepidoptera, Gelechiidae. The transcript has 13 exons. The record is from RefSeq and is a predicted model, not a curated record.